CACCGUCGCCGCCGGCACGCUCAACGACGGCACCCCCGGCCCCAACUACAUGGCCAUCAUGGCCAUCGCGCUCGAGAAGCUCGCCAGCCUCGAGAGCUUCUACCAGCAGGCUGACAAUCUGAGGCAGCAAACGUUGCAUCAGAUGCGACGGAUUCUAACAACCCGACAGGCGGCUCGAUGCUUCCUCUCCAUCGGGGAGUACUACCGCCGGCUCCGAGCUCUCAGCAGUCUCUGGGCUUCCCGUCCUCGCGAGAACUUCAUUGGAACCGAGAGCCUCAGCCCAACAGGAACCGAGCUGCAAGGCAUGCAGCAGCACCACCAACCGCAACAGAAUCAGUUCUCCGGAUUUUGAGGCUUCUCCUGGAGGGUGUAACGUAGGGGUCAGUGAUGUUAGAAAGAGAGGAGAAGACAACGAGGGACUGUAAUGUUCUAUCAUUGAUUAAAGUAUUUGAGAAAGCAACAUCACUAGGGAAAAGGGAGAGGGGGCAAUUGUUGGGGUGCAAUGCUGAGUGGCUCUCACCUGUUGUUCUCAUGGCUCCUGAACUGACUGAAGAGUUAUUAGUACAUCAAAUUUUGGCUCGCA
Molecule: messenger RNA, 583 nt
Organism: Triticum urartu
Lineage: Eukaryota; Viridiplantae; Streptophyta; Magnoliopsida; Poales; Poaceae
Source: RefSeq, a predicted model, not a curated record